CUACGUCACAUCCGGGUCACUUGAGGACACGCGCAGUUUAUUUAGCGACGCAGACUCGACUUGCAGGAUAAGCCGAAGGGCAGUAAAACUGUCUGAGGAGAUGAUGGCAGGCGCUUCCAGCAGUUCUGCUUUUACAGAAUAUGGAGACAUCAAAAACGUUAAAACUGAAGGAGCUUCAGUGAAUACAGCCAAGCAGGACGGGCUGGACAAGCGGGGCUAUGAAGGUGUAAAGGUCUCACACACAAUGGCAGAGAUGGAUGAAGAAAGGAUGAAAGUGUACAAGGACGACAUCUUGGUAGUUGCAAAGGAAUAUAAAAUUCAUCCAGCUCUCAUAGCUGCCAUCAUCUCCAGAGAGUCCAGGGCUGGAAAUACUCUGAAGGAUGGUUGGGGGGACAAUGGAAAAGCCUGGGGACUGAUGCAGGUUGAUAUUACUCAAGAUGGAGGUGGACACAAACCAGAGGGAGACUGGAACAGUCAGACACAUCUCAAGCAAGCCACUGGGAUCCUUGUUUAUUUCAUCAAACGGAUCCAAGACAAAUUCCCCCAGUGGAGCAAGGAGAUGCAGCUGAAAGGAGGGAUAGCAGCUUACAAUCAAGGGGAUAAAAGAGUUGAGUCCUAUGAAGCCGUGGAUGCCAACACAACGGCUCAGGACUACUCCAAUGAUGUUGUUGCCAGGGCUCAUUGUUACAUAAAAAAGGGGUUUUUUAAGUAACCUCAACUGACAUAAAUCUAAAAAUCCUAAAGUUUGAUAGCUUGUGCUAAACUAAGGAAGCUUUAUGCCAAGCACCAUCAGAAGUGUCUCAUAGCCAUAAUGUAAACAGUAUUUUCAAUACAAAUUAAUGUUCUAUUAUUUUUAUAACCAAAUCAGUGUGAUGGAGUGAUACGGCCCAGGAUUUAUAUAUUAGUAGUUCCCAAGAAUUUAAAGCACCAAACAAUAUUUUAAAAUGAAAGCAUCUAAAUCAGAUGUAUUGACUAGAAUUAGAAAACUUCUCUAUUACUACAGGUUAAGGUGAGAAAACUGUUAAACAGAAAAAAAAAAUUCCCUGCUUUUUCAGUUUUAUUUGAGCUUCAGUUUCGGUCUUGGCAUAUCAAAUAAAAAUAAAAUGAUACAUUUUAAA
Melanotaenia boesemani (Boeseman's rainbowfish) is the source of this 1118-nucleotide messenger RNA. RefSeq names its product lysozyme g-like. The record is from RefSeq and is a predicted model, not a curated record. Gene Ontology annotation, biological process: peptidoglycan catabolic process. Lineage: Eukaryota; Metazoa; Chordata; Actinopteri; Atheriniformes; Melanotaeniidae. The transcript is spliced from 5 exons. The coding region runs from base 101 to 712 and encodes 203 amino acids. Gene Ontology annotation, molecular function: lysozyme activity.